Prunus mume (Japanese apricot) is the source of this 1114-nucleotide messenger RNA. RefSeq names its product expansin A20 (gene EXPA20). Gene Ontology annotation, biological process: plant-type cell wall organization. Gene Ontology annotation, cellular component: extracellular region. NCBI's taxonomy places the organism in Eukaryota, Viridiplantae, Streptophyta, Magnoliopsida, Rosales, Rosaceae. The record is from RefSeq and is a predicted model, not a curated record.
AUGGGAGGAACCCUUCAAGCUACACUUCUCUACUUGGUUCUCUACUUGGUUCUUUUGCAUAUAUGCAGGUGCAGCAACAUUGCUGUUUCCCAAGAUGAAGAAUGGAAGACUGCUACUGCAACAUAUUCCAAAGAAACAGAUGGGUCUAUUAUUACUGAAGGUGCUUGUGGUUAUGGGGACCUUCACAAGAUCAGCUAUGGGAAACACAGUGCUGGGCUGAGUGGCAUUUUAUUCAACAAAGGGAGUACAUGUGGGGCUUGUUAUGAGCUAAGAUGUGUUGACCACAUCUUGUGGUGCCUGCAAGGGAGCCCCUCUGUUACCCUCACUGCUACAGAUUUCUGCCCUCCAAAUUAUGGGCUUUCAAAAGAUUAUGGCGGCUGGUGCAAUUUCCCUAAAGAACACUUUGAGAUGUCAGAGGCAGCAUUCGCUGAAAUUGCAAGGAGAAAAGCUGAUAUUGUGCCAGUUCAGUAUAGGAGGGUGAAGUGUGAGAGAAGUGGGGGGCUGAGAUUCAUGAUGAGUGGAAGUUCUCACUUCUACCAAGUCUUGAUUACAAAUGUAGGUUCAGAUGGGGAAAUACUUGCUGUCAAGGUGAAGGGUUCGAGAACCGGUUGGAUACCGAUGGCCAGGAACUGGGGACAGAACUGGCAAAGCAAUGUCAAUCUUAAAGGGCAGCCUCUUUCCUUUGAGGUAACCAUCAGUAGUGGAAGAACACUCACAUCUUAUAAUGUUGCUCCAGCAAACUGGCAGUUUGGUCAGACAUUUGAAGGGAAACAGUUCUAGCAUGGGAAGCAUGUAAGUUUGAACCUGAAAUGCUCUGGCUAUCAGAUUAUCAUUUCUGAAAUGUGGCUGUCUGAUUGGAACCUCUGAGUCCUGAUCUCAUCAGUUUUGAAGAUUUAAACAGAACUUGAACAUUUACUCAUGGUCAUGUGUCCUUGUAUCACUCCAAUUUUUCCGCUAUCCUACAAAGUUUAGGUUGUGGUCAAAAAGAAGAGAGAAAAUUGUAGAAGAAAGUUGAAAAAAGGGGAAUACGAGGUCCCAGUUUUGUUUCUUAAUGAUAUGAUGAUUAGAAAAUUUAGUAUUUGAUGGAACAUGUAAUUAUUUAAAAUUAAAGUUA